Molecule: messenger RNA, 714 nt
Organism: Seminavis robusta
Lineage: Eukaryota; Bacillariophyta; Bacillariophyceae; Naviculales; Naviculaceae
Source: the annotation of a GenBank genome assembly
AUGUCAACCAACCGAGUUCGUUUCUCACUGCCAGCAGUGGAUGAUCAAAGGGGAGACGACAAUGACGAUAGUACCAUCGGCACAUUCAAAGCAUCCAAUGUCACCGCUGAAGGGUUGGAAGGAGCUAAACAGCGGGCAAAGGAGGUUGACGAUUUGCUUGAGAAAAUUGCAGAUCUCUCCCCAGAACAGCAACAGCAACUUGUCCAAGGUUUGGGAAUCGGCGCACUAGUGGACGUGGGAGUGGCCGUGGAAGUCACCGCCAAAAACCAGUCACGGUCAUCAAACUUGACCGAUUCGAUGGCAUAUUCGGUAAGCAGCAAUGAUCAAGAUGUUGCUGACAACGCUGGCGAUGACGAAAAUGUUGCUUCGCCACGGCAAGUUCUUCGCCAACUUGAACUUGAACCUGAAGUCGAAAGCCCCCACGCAAUCGCCCCUGUGGCUGAUGGCGUUGCACGAGAAGUCGAACCCGUCGCGGAAGCAGAUGAUGGCUCCCUUGGCCAGCUGCAUAUGGAAGAACUUGAUCUGGCUACCACGGCCAGUGAGCGCGGCGUAACAGAUAUUCGGAAUAUACAAUACCCCGAUGGCGACUUGGCUCCCGGCGGAGACGAUCUAAAUGAUGCCGUUGCCGGGGUCGAACACGAUAACGACAGUGAUGAUAAUGAUGGAGCUUUGGAAGAAAGCGAACAGGAAGAGAAUAUUGACGAAGCGGACUAG